Messenger RNA from Leopardus geoffroyi (Geoffroy's cat), 4279 nucleotides. It is a transcript of the gene RAB35, whose product is annotated as RAB35, member RAS oncogene family. Gene Ontology annotation, molecular function: GTP binding; GTPase activity. The transcript has 6 exons. Gene Ontology annotation, cellular component: plasma membrane; endosome membrane. NCBI's taxonomy places the organism in Eukaryota, Metazoa, Chordata, Mammalia, Carnivora, Felidae. The coding region runs from base 1541 to 2146 and encodes 201 amino acids. The record is from RefSeq and is a predicted model, not a curated record. Gene Ontology annotation, biological process: endocytic recycling; Rab protein signal transduction.
AACGAGUAUGACGCUCCAUGAGCUGUUCAAGGAUCUUCCCUGCAACAUUGUUUACAUAAAAUAUUACAAACAACAUGAAUGCCUAUCAGUAGCAGAGUGGUUAAAGUACAACCCUAUGACCGCGUACCUUACCACGCGGUUGUUAAAUGACAGAACAUCCAAGCAUAUUGUUAAAAAGGCAACGUACAUACAUGUAUGUGUUUGCACAGGCACAGAAAAUUCAUUGAAAGACAUUUAUUAGUUCAACAAAUAGUUCUUAAGCACUCUAAGGUGUCCAAGGAACUUAUUAACAAGAGUUAACUGUGAGGAAUGGGUCUGAAGGAAAAACUAAUUUGUAUUUUUGGGUAAGCUUGUGUACAUUUUGUUUUUUAACCAUGAGCAUUACUUUUUAUAAAGUCAACAUGUAAGUGAUAAAACAAGUGGGAAUAUUCAACAGAUACUUGACGGGAAAGGGGCAGAGAGCUAUAAGGAACUUAGGGAUCUCUGCAAUUCUCUAAGCAGGAUGGUAGUAGGAGCAUCUCCCUUUUAGGGCAGGUGGGAAUUUACUCUAAAACUGGAAAAAACUGGAGCUGAUGAUAAACCCAAUCCCGCUUAAUUCCUGGCAGCCCAGGUCUUCCCAACCACACGAUUUUGAGAUAUGACUCUGUAGGCGGUGUGAAAUCGAAGCCGAGGGAGCUGCCGCUUGGGGCUCCGGAUGCAGCUCACAACGGCUCAGCGUCCAGUUGGACGGGGCUCUGAUUCUGGAACUGCCCUCCCCAUUUUACCAAGGACGCAACGCAGGCUCCAAGGGAUCACGGGGCUAGGAUGGGAUUCAAAGGCCACACUCCUCUCACGCUCCGCUCCGCGGGCGACUCGUGUCCUGCAAAAGCGGGCAGCCACCGGGUGCCUGGGCAUUCAGUCCGCAGGCCAGAGACCAGCACCUCAACGGCGGCGUCCGUGCGGAAGGGGGCGGAGUGUCCGGGUCCUGGGUCCCGAGAAACCGGGAGCUCGGCGUAAGCCCCGCCCCCAAGGUCACUGCGUGCCUGUCUUUCCGUCUCCGCAGCGCCUGCGGCUCUUGAAGAUGAAGGAGUCAGUCCGUCCUGGGCCACGGCUGGGCUUCUCCGGCGCUCUCGGCGUCCUUCUCGGCUCCACGGCACCUCCGCUUUCCAAGCACCCGGGGCCGCGGGCGGCUGCGGCGACAUUAGCCGACAAGACGUAAGGAAGGCAAGCCCGCGCCCGCGGGACCUCGCUAAGGCGCCUGCGCGGUGCGGGAGCGCGGAGAGGGCGCGGCUGGCCGCGGCUGCGGCUGCGCAAAGGCGGUGCCAGGAGCUGCGCCUGCGCACUGGCGGGGCGGGGCGGGAAGAAGGGAGGCGGCGGCAGCGGCGGCGGCUGCUGAAGAGGAGGAGGAGGAGGAGGAGGGGGAGCGGAGGGAGGUGUUUCUGUCAGUUCCGGCUGUUUGUUCGGGAAGUGGAUCCGCCGCUGCUGAAGCAGCCCGGAGGGAGCUGCGGAUCGCGAGGCCAGCACCGACCCCGCCCGCCCGCGCGCUCCUCCCCCGCCCGCCAUGGCCCGGGACUACGACCACCUCUUCAAGCUGCUCAUCAUCGGCGACAGCGGUGUGGGCAAGAGCAGUUUACUGUUACGUUUUGCAGACAACACUUUCUCAGGCAGCUACAUCACCACAAUCGGAGUGGAUUUCAAGAUUCGGACUGUGGAGAUCAAUGGGGAGAAAGUGAAGCUGCAGAUCUGGGACACGGCCGGGCAGGAACGCUUCCGCACCAUCACCUCCACGUAUUAUCGGGGGACCCACGGGGUCAUCGUGGUUUAUGAUGUCACCAGUGCUGAGUCCUUUGUCAACGUCAAGCGGUGGCUUCAUGAAAUCAACCAAAACUGUGAUGACGUGUGCCGGAUAUUAGUGGGGAAUAAGAACGACGACCCUGAGCGGAAGGUGGUGGAAACAGAAGAUGCCUACAAAUUCGCGGGGCAGAUGGGGAUCCAGUUGUUUGAGACCAGCGCUAAGGAGAACGUCAAUGUGGAAGAGAUGUUCAACUGCAUCACAGAACUGGUUCUCCGAGCAAAGAAAGACAACUUAGCGAAACAGCAGCAGCAACAACAGAACGACGUGGUGAAGCUCACGAAGAACAGUAAACGAAAGAAACGCUGCUGCUAAUAGCCCACCCAGCCCACUGCAGAGACUGCGCUGCGGCCGCUCCCCGGCCCGAGGCCCGCAGGGCUCCUCGGGGACAGUCUCAGUUUCGUGCCGUUAUUUAAAGAAUUCUCUCCACGUUUUUGUAUUGGGAGGCGCCAUUGGCACUUCCUCCCCUCCCCCUCUUGAGUGCCAAGAAGGUGUUGGACGACCUGCCCUUCCCUUCUGGUGCCCCUACCCGCCCCCCCCCGCCCCUCCCUCCACCCCCCACCCCACCAGCCAAGGCACCUGGGCCUGGAGAGGACGCUGCCAGCUGAGCGGACUGAUUAACCAGAGUUUGUACAUAAUGUAUAUUGCUUUAACCAGCCGCAUCACCCUCGUCCUGCUCUGGCUUUUGCCUCCUUAAUGCCAGCCUGCUGCGAUAGACCCUCCCCUCCCCUCCCCAUACCAUCUACUGCCAGCCACCUCCCGAGGAGACAAGAUUGAGAUCUAGCCACAUCUUUUGCCAACCUGGGCUGGUGGAGUGGGCCUUCCAUGUUACUUGUUCUCGCCUACAGGCCACUGGCUUCUGCCUCCGGCACGUAGGGUCUCCCCUCUUUCCGGGGCCUGUGCCGAGUCUCUUCCCAAGCCAGCUCCCUUCCCUCCCCACCCCGCCCCCGUAACCAUCCAGGCAGGCAGCUGGGGCAAAGCCCGGCCUCAAGGUAGGCCUGGGGGUUCCCAUUAGAGGCCUAGCCUUUUGGUUUGCAGAAAGAGUUGCUCCUGCCUUUUGGUCACCAGGUCUCUUGUCCUGCCUUCUAGAUGCCUCUGAAUUACAAACCCAGGGGAGCUAUGGCUUUUAAUUUUUACCAACCUGUUUCAGUUCCAACAGAAAGGUAGGGAUGUGUUUGUGCAGGGAUGGGGCUUGCAGAGGUGCUGAGAAGCAUUAUUUUACAGAUAAAAUGAAGGCAAAUCAAAUGGGUUAAGUUCCUCACACUUUCUCUUCCUGAGGUUUGGUUGGCACAGCAGCAAAAUUGUGGCCUCCGCGCUUCGGGUCUGGUGGUUUUGGAAGAGCUGAAUGGCUUCCUGGCGCUGAAGCUGGCUCCUGGCAGAGCAGCUUUGCCUCCCGGGCUGUUCUUGGUGGGAAAGGAGACCGCACCUCCCACCCCGUCUGUCGGCCUAGGGCUUUCCACCGACUUCCUGGGUCUCCGUUGCGGCACCAGGCACCUUCGAAUCUGAGGAGUGGGUGCCAGGGGCUGCUGGACUGUGGGGACAUCGCCUCGGAGGUGGACGGCAGGCAGCCUUGGAGCAGUGACAGAACUGUUUUAAUACAAAGGCAGCAUGAAGAUUUCUUAGCGGGUGGGAAGGAAUGGCAGCCGGGGCUGGGAGCCAGCCAGCUUUGAUCCUGGUCCCCUGGAGGAAAAAGCCAGGGUCAUCUGCACUUGAUUACUGUCCCUCGUGGGACACUUCAUCAUUCACCUUUCCCCUAAAAGGAUCACGUAACCUGGGAAUAAUUUAUUUCAACACCAUGAUGUGUUUUGUUGGAUUUCCUUUCCUAGGCGAUUUUCCAGGCAAAGCCCUGACUGGACAAUCACAUCACACUGCAGAUUUUCCAUGUUAACACUGUCGAUGGGUUUUUAAUCAAUAAAAACAGGGGGUUUCUUCUGACCUGUCCCUCCACUUCCCCAGACUGCCAAAAGCCUGUGCUUGCAUGGCCAGGCCCUCGCUGGAGCCGCCUGCAGAGGUGGGGGAGCCCUGGGCCUGGGGGAGCCGUGCUGUGCAGCGUGGCCACCCUGAAUGACCACAGUCCUGUGGGGGAGGGUGGGCAGCACUCACGUGACGUCAGUGUGGCAGUGCUUGCAGAUUCAAGCAAUAAGGGCAAGGGGUCCUGGAUGUUUCCAGCCCAGGCAAGAAGGCACCGUGGCUCUGGCAACUGGCUGUCCAGACCCAGGUGGUGGGGUGAUUUUGGUGACGACGGUGUGCCUGUCCCACUGAGUGUUGCACGCAUGAAUGGGGGGUGGGGGUGGGGGAUUCACAGGGCUAGACCGACGUCCUGGUGGACCUGAUGUGAAAUUCCUGUCGAACAAAACUUUUAAAUGGUUUGCUAGGAUUAUUUCUGUAUUGAAAGUUUCUAAUUAUGCUUUUUAAAAAAAUACUAAAAAUAAAGGUUCAAGCUGCCAA